This is a messenger RNA of Acanthopagrus latus (yellowfin seabream), 1440 nucleotides long. It is a transcript of the gene tpgs1, whose product is annotated as tubulin polyglutamylase complex subunit 1. Gene Ontology annotation, molecular function: microtubule binding. The coding region runs from base 39 to 1022 and encodes 327 amino acids. The transcript has 2 exons. Gene Ontology annotation, biological process: protein polyglutamylation. NCBI's taxonomy places the organism in Eukaryota, Metazoa, Chordata, Actinopteri, Spariformes, Sparidae. The record is from RefSeq and is a predicted model, not a curated record.
UUACGUCACUUCCGCUAACGUUACGUCAUCGCUCAGCAAUGGCGGACAAGGAGAAGCGCCGGUCCGGGACAACUCCUCCAGGGAUGCCCGAGGGCAAAGCCACCAAGUCGGACAGCGACAGGGAGUUUCUGUCGCAGGCCGGGGUGGGAGAGCUGCUCCGCGGGGCCAUCCUGAAGAUGGUCGAGGCCCGGUCCGACGACCCCAUCGGCUUCCUGGCCGACCACUUCUGCCACCUCGCCUCCGUGACAGAGAGCGGCACAGCUGGAGGCGGCGACGGCGUCCAGCUGAGCAACGGGACGAUGAACGCAGGAGCGCAGGAGCAGCAGCAUCUCAACCGGGCGCUGUGGCACCUGCGGCUGGCGCACCACUCCCAGAGAUCUGCCUUCAGCAACAACGUCCGUGUGGCCUACGACCUUUUGAACCUCACUGGGCCCCGUACAUGCACAGUUGAGGUCCCUGAAGGCCUCGAUGGCUCCUGCGCCGACAGCCCGACAGGAGGAGGAGUGAGAGGAGGCCUCUACACACAGACUCUGCAGUGCCUGUGCAGCGAGGGUGGGGUCCCUGCCUCCACCUCGGCCCCGCUGCUCCGACGCCUCCAUUGCCAGGACCACGAGGCCGUCCCUCACGACGUCUUCCGCCACGGCGUGCUUACGUGCGCAGUUUUCUCGGACUACAUCCGGCAGGCUCAGAGGCUUUACGCUGAGGUGUGCUGUCCGGACGAGGGGCCGGCCUCGCAGGCGCUGUGCCUGGCCGUGCUGGGGACCUUAAAGGAAGCCCUGGAGACUUCUCAAGGCUGCGAUGCAAACUGCUGUGCAAAUGUUAAUACGAAAUCCACUUCCUGUCUGGAGGCCAACAUGAAGGCCAUACGAUACCUGGAGGCCAGUGCCACGAUCUCGCCAUACAAGCUGGCUCAGGCCAUAGCCGGAGCACAGACAUGUGGGCCGGGCGGCGACAUGGACGCUAAGGAGUUUGAGAACGCAGCGGCAGAGCUCUUCAUCACGCGGGUGAAAGUUGUGUCCUAGGGCUCCUGUGUGUUUUCUCAUAAUUUAUGAAUGUGCAGCAAUCUAGAGUCUACUGUAGAGGAAACGACGGCCCUCUGUGUACCUCCUCUGACCUCUCAUCUACUCCUGAGUAGGAAAACAAGAAAUAAUAAGGCUAAACACUCACAGAUACACUAAACCCAAUAACUCCAUCAUUUGGAAGAUCAACACUAACUGUUAAACGUGUUUAUUGUCUGUUGUUCAACUUCUCAAAGUGGAUCGGAUGUUACUAAUCAAGCAGCUGCUGUGUUGAGUGAAGUACAGUCAUCCUACGCCUGUUUAUCCAUUAUUUUUUAACCAUUGCCAAGAAAUGAAAUGUUCAUCACUCUGUACUGAUCUACAUCUAGUUCAAAUCCACCGAACCAACCCUGUAAUAAAUUCUCUUUUGUUUAACUCAUCA